AUGUCGACUACAGUACUCGCCCCAGCUCGAACGGCGACGGUCUACGAGUUGGAUGACUCAUACAACUCACUUACUCGACUACCAUCAAAGAAUUCCUUUCAAGACUCACAACCUAGAAGUUUGCUUUCACAAGGCCAGCCUCUUGCAGAGAACUCUGAUGAAAUUCAGAAUGCGAGCUUGCCGCGCGCGAGAGCGGCCGUUCUCAUCACCACUCUCACAGGUAUUACGUUCGUGGGAAGCAUGAGUGGUGGUCUGUUGACUAUUGGGCUACCUUGGAUAGCCACAGACUUGGAUCUCCCUGACAAUCUUUUACUCUGUAUUCUAACCGAUACUAUGCCUGCCGGAAGACGCCGGAACAUUGGGUUUGCCUGCUUGGGUCUUGGUCAGCCUUUUGGUUUCUCUGUGGGCUUAGUAUUCGGUGGGCUUUUCCAGGGCUCCUCACUUGGAUGGAGAUUUGGGUAUUAUCUCUGCGCUGGGGUAACUGCUAUUCUCUCCGUUGUCAAUUAUUUCAAAUUGCCCAAGGAUAAGCCGCGUGAGGCGUUCACAUGGCAAAGACUUCGAAUCGAGAUCGACUGGAUUGGCAUUUUACUCUCUAGUUCAUGCCUGGGACUUAUCUCUUAUGUCUUUGCUGUCAUUACGGAUAAUCCAUCCAGUAUUCACCGAGCUGAGAACAUUGCAUUGCUUUGCAUUGCCUCCGCCAUGAUUCCUGCCUUCCUGGGGUGGAUGAACUGGCGGGAGAGAACAGGAAAGCCUGCAUUGAUUCCUAAUUCAUUAUGGAAAAACACAGCCUUUGCUUCUAUUUGCUUGAUGGUUCUUCUCUCUUGGGCUGUUUUGAAUGGCACUGAGACAAUUUUGAGUCUUUUCUUUCAGGAAGUCCAAGAAUUGUCUGCAAUCCAAGCGGCAAUUCGUUUCCUUCCGAAUGUGCUGAUCGGAAUCGUUCUGAAUCUUGGAACUGGGCUCCUCGUGCACCGUCUACAUGCUAACUACCUUGUUAUCAUUACCACGGUACUGAGCGCUGGCUCACCAUUACUGCUGGCCGUGAUUGACCCUCAGUGGUCAUGGUGGUACUGUGCUUUCUGGGCAGUGCUAUUAGGCCCUCUAUCUGCCGAUGUCAUCUUUACUGUGGCAAAUCUGAUUAUUGCAGACUCUUUCACGCCAAAGACUCAAGGCCUAGCGGGCGCAGUAUUUAACACGAUCGCACAAUUUGGCACAUCCAUAGGAUUGACCAUAUUCGCUAUAAUCUCCGCUAGUGUGACACAGGAGUCCCCUUAUAGUGAUAAAGAUUCACCCGAAGCUCUCAUGGCUGGGUAUCGUGCUGUCUUCUGGACUUGCUUUGGGCUGAUGAUGGCUGCUUCUGCUAUCGGGGCUUGGGGUUUGCGCAAGGUCGGGAAGGUAGGAUUGAAGAGAGAGUAA
Molecule: messenger RNA, 1413 nt
Organism: Penicillium macrosclerotiorum
Lineage: Eukaryota; Fungi; Ascomycota; Eurotiomycetes; Eurotiales; Aspergillaceae
Exons: 5
Coding region: 1-1413 (470 amino acids)
Biological process (GO): transmembrane transport
Cellular component (GO): membrane
Molecular function (GO): transmembrane transporter activity
Source: RefSeq, a predicted model, not a curated record